AGAAGCCUUGACCACUGUGCCACUGUCCGAGUUUCUGGGACCAUUCAUAUAGUGGUCACUCCGUCUGGUGUCAUCCCCCGGGUCAUCAGGCUGUAACAGUCUUGAAUUAGCCGGUUUGUCACCCUUCCCGCCAUGAGUGAUGUAUGAGAACAAGCAGACGACUUGUCAUCAUUGCGCUAGAAGCAGCUUCUGUUGUGUGUUACCUGCCAGAUGAACGGUGUACAGCCAGGCUCGGGCUGGUAGACCAGGGACAAUGUACACCUGGGGAGUGUUCCUCCUUCUCCCCAUCCUCCUGCUACACACACCCAGCGUCCAGGGGGACAAGCGAGAGUUCAGAAUUGCCUGGAUGGCACCAAAGAGGGAGUACAACAAGUUCAGUGCUGCCACUUCUGUGAAUGCUUUAAAGUUGGCCUUGUAUUCUAUUGGGCGAAAAUAUCUUACAGGACAUCCUAUACGGGUGAAAUGGUACGACAGUGACUGCAACUCCAAGGCCGCGCUCACCUCCGCCGUCGACGCCAAGAGCACGUUUGACCCACAUCUCUUCCUUGGACCCCCGUGUUCCAAAGGCAUGCGGCCCGUGGCUCAGCUGGCGUCCCACUGGAACAUCCCCGUCUUCGGCUGGGUCUCCAACGACCACGACCUCAGAGACAGGGACAUCUAUUCUACUCUCAUCAGACUUCUUGGACCCCUGAACCAGUUCUCCACGACGAUGCGUUACGUCUCCAGUAUGUUCAACUGGAAGCGUUUCGCCAUGAUCCACGACAAAGACGGGUCCUACAAGUCGGUGUAUGAAGCUCUGGCCAGUGACACCACCAACUUCUUCACGUCCACACACUCUGUGACCCCCAGCAUGGACGACGAAGAGGUCAAAGAAAUAUUCCUCCAGGUCAAGAAGUACGCCAGAAUCAUCAUCUUCGCCGUGCCGUGGUUGACGAUGAGGAAGUACAUCCUGGUAGCUCACCGACUGGGGCUCACGACGGGGGAGUUCGCCUUCAUCUGCAUCAACGGAGAUGUGUAUUCGGGCGAGACGCUCGAGGCAGAUGUUUUAUCAGACCGUGUGUGGCGACGAAACGAUUCCUUUGAUGAAGAGGCGAAGUUUGCAUUUGAGUCCGUGAUUCAUGUGAUUCUUGUUGGGCAGGAACAGCAGACUUACAAGAAGUUCAAAAACCACGUUCAGAAGAUGGAUGCAGUGACGAACGAGUUGUGGGAUAUUCCUCAAGGUUCUGACCAACUGGACGCCUACGCCCCCUUCUUGUAUGAUGCCACGGUGCUGUGGGCGAUCCUAGUCAACCGCUCCAUUGUGUUGGGAGGCGAUCCAAAAAAUGGCAGCCACAUGUUCUCUAUGGCACAGGGCGUACAGACGAUUGGUGUGACGGCUAAUUUGGUUCUUGACAACUUCUGUGACCGACUGGUCAACAUUUGGCUGCUUGACAUGCAGCAAGACGGCAAUUUCACCACCAUCACCGAGAUCUACAACACCCUCAACGGCGGAAUGGUGUUUUCGAAACUGGAGAAGACGAUCAGUGUGAGAUGGCCCGACGGGAAGGUGGGGCAGGAGAACGCGCCACCAGACAUACCCACCUGCGGCUUUGAAGGGGAGAAAUGCCGUAAAGAACCUGACUCCAGCGAACUCGGCUACGCUGACACCAUCACGGGGGCGGCGGCAGGGUCGUCAGUCGUCCUCAUCAUCGCCAUCGCCGUGCAGGUGUCACUCAGACGUUACCGACGUCGCCGACAGCUGGAGAGUAUGUUGUGGCAAGUGAAGUUUGAGGAGAUCGACUUCGUGACGGCCAUUCUCUGUGGCAGCGUCAGGUCCAGCUUCAAGAAUUUAGCCCGUCGGUGGAAUUCUAAAACCCCUAAGGGAGUGACGAAGGCACGCGAUGUUGUGAGUUGUGCUGAUUCCUACACAGACUCCCCACGGUCAUUUCACUGUAUGGAGACUGGCACCACCAUGUUUGGUUCCGUCGCCUACAUCAGAGGAAGUCUGGUGUCCGUCAAGAGAAUGUCCAAGAACAGUGUCAGCCUGACCAAGGAUGUUCUCCAGGAACUCAACCAGUUGAUGGAACUGAAGAAUCAGAACGUCUGUGCGUUUGUUGGCGCAUGCGUAGACCCAGGAAGGAUUUUGCUGCUGUGGGAAUAUUGUGCGAAAGGCAGCUUACAGGACAUCAUCUGGAACACCAACAUCAAGUUGGAUCAGCUCUUCAAGUUCGCCCUGUGUCAGGACGUCGCUAAGGGUCUGGAAUACAUCCAAAAAAGUCCUGUAAAUUACCAUGGCAACCUGAAAAGCUCCAACUGUGUUGUGGACAGUCGGUGGACAUGUAAACUCACGGACUUCGGUGUCCCUAAAAUCAGGUCGAUGGACAAGGCGUCGAUACCCUUCGAGGAGAACGCAGACAAGGACCUAUGGACCGCCCCUGAGAUCCUCCGAGCCGACAGGAAUGUGGAUUUUCAGAAGGCGGAUAUAUACGCCAUUGGUGUCAUCAUGAAGGAAGUGUUCACACGGUCCGGUCCGUACACCGAGUACCCCUUCUUCUGUUCCUCAGAAAUUGUCCGUCGAGUUCGUGACCUUCCGUCGCACAAUCGGUUCCGUCCGUCAGCAGCACGUGAGCUACGUCAACAUCCGGACCUGGCAGCCCUGAUCGAGGAUUGCUGGAGUGAGGACCCCAGUGCCCGUCCCUCCGCCCCGAGGGUGGUCAAGUCCCUCUCCAGAAUCAACCCAUCCAAGUAUACACAGACGAUGAUCGACAACAUGAUCGCCAUGUUGGAGAAGUACGCCAACCAUCUGGAGGAGCUUGUGGCGGAGAGGACGAGUGAGUUGGACGCGGAGAAGAGGAAGACGGAGAACCUGCUGUACCGGAUGCUACCACAGUCCGUGGCGGAGGACCUCAAGUUGGGUAAACCAGUGAAAGCGGAGAUGUUUGACCAGGCAACGAUAUACUUCUCCGAUAUAGUGGGCUUCACCAAGAUCUGUGGCGAGAGCACACCCAUUGAGGUCGUGAACUUCCUCAACUCUCUCUACACACUCUUUGAUGACAUCAUCACAAACUAUGACGUGUACAAGGUGGAGACAAUCGGAGACGCCUACAUGAUAGCUAGCGGUCUGCCGAUGAGGAACGGCGACAACCACAUCAAGGAGAUCGCCGACUGCGCCAUGGACAUCCUCGCCUCCACCGCCACUUUCACCAUACCUCAUCUACCAGACAGACCUCUCAAGAUACGUAUAGGAAUCCACACAGGGUCAGUGGUUGCCGGAGUUGUGGGUCUAGCGAUGCCUCGGUACUGUUUGUUUGGAGACACGGUCAACGUAGCUUCCAGAAUGGAGUCUACAGGAUUCCCCAUGAAGAUCCACCUGAGUUCUGCAGCCCACGACAAGCUGGUGUCCCGGUUUGCUGGUUACCACUUCUAUGACCGGGGCGAGAUCCCGGUGAAGGGUAAGGGCACCAUGAACACCUUCUUCCUGACUGGGAGGGACGGUUUCACCAAGGUCCUGCCCGAUGCUGACCAGGACGCUCCGGGGUCCCCAGAGGGAAGUGGAGGACACUGACCCCAUCAAGUGGUCAUCCCAUCCUUCUGCCCAGUCUGUCGGACUGUGGGACGCACACUAGAGAGGUCAGCCAUUCUGUUCUGGUUACCAUGCCCCUAGUCACCCCUGGGGAGCGGGUGAAAGACAUCCUGGAAAGUCCUUGUCAUGGCAGCUGUGCCUCUCUGUCUCACGUAACGCCAGAUCAUGACGUGUGUUCGGCAAAUCUUAUGUCAAGUAGAAAGUAUGUGAAAUCCAGUGUUCCACGUCGGAAAGAACCGAUACCUGAUGUCCAUGUCAAUGUGGUGACGUCCAGAUUCCACACAAUACCCCGGGCAGCCUCACAUGGGCUUCGAGGAGCAGAGCUGAAUCCUACAAACAGGAUGACGUCAGAGGGCCUUGGACCGUAUACCGUGGCCUCGCGAGUCAACAGUGUACCAACUUCAGGAUGUACGUCUCACGGCAACCACAGAACACUAGAAGCACAUAGGGGCACCUGAUGUGACCUCGCGGAUAAAUAUUGUGACUAACUCAGUACCGUCAACACUUUGUAACCCCACGGUGGACGAUGAUGGUUCUCAUGACGUCACGUCACAAGAAGACGGUGUUAUGGAACAAGGACGUUCUGCCCACUGCAACCAUAUGGCAACCGAAACACAAUCGCCGCAUCUGACCUCGCGAAGUAUCACAAGUACCAGACGUUCAUCUCAGAGUGACCCCUUGGGUUCAAGUUCUGUUGAGCCACUGCCUGUAAAUUCUCACACUGAUCAGUCAACAAAUUACGUCCACCCCAGCAGUGUCACAUCACAAACUGAACUUACAAACUUGUCAUUGUCCAGCAGCCGGACAGACCUAGCGUCCACACAUCGGGGACCAGGACAUCGGUCUCAUUCAGUAGUCGGUCAGGUGAACAUGGCGUUUGAAUCAGACGGGGAGAGAAAGUCAUCAGUGGGCUAUACCAUUAAAAGUGCUACAAUUCCACGCUGUUCCAGUAGAGCUAGACCGUUGUCCCCACACCUGACGUCACAGAUCGACGUGGACGUGUAUGAUAAGAAACUGAACCGAAGAGUGACCCGUGUUGUUGAGAUCACACCGUUAUGACCAGUGGUAACUGGUUGUUGAUGUGUGAGACAGUUGGCAGAGCUGCCCUUCCUAUUGAGGUACAGGGACAGAGCCUCUGACCUGAUGUUCUGGGAAAGUCCAAGUCAAUUAGUAAUCCACAUGCAUACAGUGGAUUGGGAAGAAACUCCAUCGUGGUCAAACACAUCUUGCGUAAAAGUGUUAGGGAUUGUUUGGAAACGAUUCCUGGAAGGAGUAUGAUCCUGCUUUGGGGGGAGUUUAAGGAUAUAACAUCUGACAAGUUUUCAAGCUGUUCUCGGAAAGUCAAGGAGCAGGCUCUGCACGUGAGUGCUUUUCGGAGCAGUGACUCACGCGCAUUUUUUGUCUGACUUGAUGAACUCCAAUUUGAAACAGAUGAUGAACAUCCACAAUGGACAAUUCAGAACUGAACAUUAUGUAACUUCCGGUGAAUUCAAAAUGUCCCUAGGCUGGACGUCUGGUGCUGCCGACCUAUUGUAGACCAAUUUGCCUGCACUCGGAGUAGGAUAAAUAAGCAAGCAACUUGUGGAGUAUCAUACAGAAGCCAGUGACCCAAGCCACUCGGCCCUGACACAUUUCUCCUUGUGUCUUCGAAUGUCCUACAUCCAGCCAGCUGUCUAUGUUGAAUAAACCGCUUCACAUCGCUGUUACAAUAUGUAUUUCUUCCGUUGGAUUAAAGGGGCCGUAGUG
Haliotis rubra (blacklip abalone) is the source of this 5308-nucleotide messenger RNA. RefSeq names its product atrial natriuretic peptide receptor 2-like. Gene Ontology annotation, biological process: intracellular signal transduction; cGMP biosynthetic process; protein phosphorylation. Gene Ontology annotation, molecular function: guanylate cyclase activity; protein kinase activity; ATP binding. The record is from RefSeq and is a predicted model, not a curated record. Bases 254 to 3544 code for a protein of 1096 amino acids. Lineage: Eukaryota; Metazoa; Mollusca; Gastropoda; Lepetellida; Haliotidae. Gene Ontology annotation, cellular component: membrane. The transcript is spliced from 25 exons.